Molecule: messenger RNA, 2834 nt
Organism: Schistocerca gregaria
Lineage: Eukaryota; Metazoa; Arthropoda; Insecta; Orthoptera; Acrididae
Product: zinc finger protein 701-like
Exons: 7
Coding region: 131-1201 (356 amino acids)
Biological process (GO): regulation of transcription by RNA polymerase II
Cellular component (GO): nucleus
Molecular function (GO): DNA-binding transcription factor activity, RNA polymerase II-specific; RNA polymerase II cis-regulatory region sequence-specific DNA binding
Source: RefSeq, a predicted model, not a curated record
UUAAAUUCGUUAUCAGUUCACAGACUACAGAAUUGAGAAUUACGUGUGUAGAUUCAAGCUCUGUGAAUCUGAGAAGUAAUCCUGCUUUGGCGUAAAAUUUGUGAAAGAGCUGAACUUCGGAGCAUUCGCGAUGGAAAUGGUGGAGACUGAUCCACUAGUAUCUGUGAAGCAAGAGAUCGAGUAUGUAUGCGUUGAGCAAGAAUCUCCGGAUGUGCAGCAGUGGGAGGUGCCUAACGAUUGGAAUGAUGUGCAGGAUCCACUAAGCAUCGAUAAAGAGGAAUGUCCAUCUUCAGAAGACCACCUUAUGUCCAGCACAUUCAAUAUUGUCAAAACGGAGUAUGAGGAUGAUGAGGGCCACACAGGGAGGAAUGAUGGUGGGGAGGAUUAUUCAUCAGAAAACUUCAUCAGAUGUAGCACAUUCAAUAUUGAGAAGACUGAGGGCAAGGAAGAUGAGGAGGCAGUGAGAGAGGACCACAUGGAGGAGCUCAAACAUGAAGUAGAAUCGACAAGUAGUGGCAGUGAACCCAAAAGUACUGUUUCCAUUGGUGCGGAGGAUGACAAGAGUAAUGAUGACAGCAGCUGUUUGGUUACCAACAUUUCCCUGGCUGCAGGAACAGGCAACAGGGAACAAUGCACGACAACGGAGGAAGCAUGUUGUGGAAAUAAAAGUGGUAUAAUGCCUAUGGGACACGGAUGUACCAUCUGCAAGAAGACGUUUGCACAGUUGCAGGAAAUGAGGGAGCACACACACGUGGACAGACGUGAACGUCUACGUUCGUGCAGUGUGUGCAACAAAACAUUCACAACAGGCGCCAAUCUAAAGAGACACUUCAGAGUGCACACUGGUGAACGCCCAUUCAGCUGUAGCGUUUGCAACAAGACGUUCAUACAAAAUGGAGAUCUGAAGAAGCAUUCGUGGUUGCACACUGGCGAACGCCCAUUCAGCUGCGGGGUUUGCAACAAGACAUUCGUACAAAAUAGUGACCUGAAAAAGCAUUCACGGUUGCACACUGGUGAGCGCCCCUACAACUGUGAAUUCUGUCAUAAGAGAUUCAGAAACAUGAGCAACUUGAGGGAACAUUCGCGAGUGCAUACUGGUGUAAAACCAUACAACUGUAACAUUUGUCAAAAGAAAUUCUCGUAUGAGAGCAACUUGAGAAAACACUUACUGCUUCACAUGAGGAAAUGCCCAAAUACUUGAGAAAUGUUUCCAAAGACAUUCACAAUGAGCUGCAAUGGGAUAAGAUGUCAGUUUCGCACACAAAUCACAUCAGCACAGCCUAUAAAUAUACUUUAAACAGUUGUCGAUGUGAUUGUAUCAUAAGAAGUUCUAGAGCAGAAAUGGCUUACCAGUGUGUGAAAUUUCUCAUCCGGUAUGUUCAUAUGUCUGCUUGUCCUGUAGGGUCAUGAGAAAUAGCGAUAAAGUUUUGAUUAUCACAUAUAAAAAUAAAGUUGUGUAAUUAAUGUGGUGUUUGCAUGUAAUGCUGUUGUUCAGAACGGUUAUAGCCUUUUCUUUACAAUAUUGCAAAUUUGUUACUGGCUUUGUAAUAUUAGAUAUCUGAUUUUACUCCAGCAUGAGACGUGAACAUGGGUAUUGAUGUAAAUGAAAUAUCAAAGUUUAGCUCCAAAUUACUAUUGACACUACACUUCCAAACAAAACAGUUCAACAAAUCCAGAAGCCAUUUGUUCUAAACAACCAAAACGUGGCCCACAUAUGACACAACUACAUACGUACCAUUUCUUGUAUGCUUGGUCGUAACACUUUAGAAAUAAAGAUAGGCAGGUUAAGAUGAUUACCAUAGUUCCUGAUUGUAUCUUCAAGACACACAUACCAAAUAGGUCCACUGUAUAUGACUGAAUGCUACGUAUUAACUGUAGGACCUUGUAGCAGCUGAAAGGAACCUAUGACCAAAUUUCCUCAUAUGCUCAGACCUUGCAAGUGUGCUGUGGUCACUGCGCGAUAUGCGCCCAGAAGAUAGAACCAUCCAAUAAAACCCAACACGUUGAUAUGUCAAGUUUAAAAUCAAAAAUUUAUAGCUCUUAACUGAGAGAAGUACAGUAGGAGCUAUUAAUUAAGUGACAUAGUCUCUUCUACUACAAUUUAAGAAUGUGGCGUUUGCUUAGUUAAUGCAACAACAUUUGUCCAUCACUUUCAACUGAAGUACCAGUAGCACGUAUUGAUGUUGAGGUGUCACUAUCUUAGCAUUGGCAGUUCAGUUUAUAAUUGUGCUUGAUGUUUUGAUAUAAGAGUGGUGUGAAGAUUUUUUAGAAAUGAACUUUCCACUUUAGGUGAUAAUGACACGUGUAUGAAGAGGUUGUGCAAAUCUGUAUCACUGUGCAUCUUGUUGGAAAAGAGAUUUCAUUAUGUCUCAGAAUUGUUGAGUCAUAUUCAAUUUCCACAGUGAUCAGCUACUGGUAACUAACUCAUUGUUUUGGUCAUUUUGCAGCAUUUCAUGUUACAUAUAUAAUUACUAAGAUUAGGUAAUUUUUGACAGAAGUGUGUGUGUGUGUGUGUGUGUGUGUGUGUGUGUGUGUGUGUGUGUGUGUGUGUGUGUGUGUGUGCGUGUGCGUGUGCGUGUGCGUGUGUUCAAAUAGUACCAUUAAAAUUCGUUUCCCCUUAGGUCAUCAGCAGUUAGCCUAGUCCUUACUCAUGGUUACUGCUAAGUCAGUUUUGAAAUUUCAGGCUUUGCUGCAACAAAAUGUAGAAAUGCUUGUGGUACUUUGGCACUUUUGCAUAUCUCUAGCUAAAAUACGUAACAAAGUUUAUUUUCUGUGUGAAACGGCUGUAACAAGUGUCUUUCACCAAAAUGAAAUAAACAAAUAAUCUAAAAAAA